UAGUGAAUACGCCUUAAGUAAAAACGCUGUCUUGCAACCCGUUUGGGUAGCCUACGUGCAAAGUCACCCCAGAAAUGACCUAGGCGACUUUAGAUCUGCAGUCGACUAGGCCAUUUAGGGUGACUUUACAGGUAUGUAGGCUACCUCGAGAUGACUGGUGCGUGACGCAGCAUGACUGGCCUGCGUGCGCAAAAGCUGCGCUCAGGAGGUGUUGGCCAUGGGGCGAGACAACUAGUUGGCUUAUCAGUAGUCAGUUUCGUUUUUCUUUUGAACCCUAUUAAAAGGCAACAGGUUCCUCGGAAAUCAUUCCUAUGCCAGCAUUCAGUCGUUUCAAACGACUGCUGAGGUCCAUUGGUCACUUAAUCUUCUUCUACGCAAAAAAGUUCCAUUUAAUACCAUACCGAUUUAUUUCCGUGGUCUCGGGUGUCUUCAGAAUGUUUGUGGGCAAUGAAGAUUCAAACCAAGGAGGUAGUUCGAAUUGGACUGAGCAUAGGCCAAGUAAUGACAACGGCCUGGAGCACGACGAAGACUCCGAGGAUUUAAUUUGUGAAUAUGACUCUACGUGGGAUGAGUAUGACGAUAAUCAAUCAAACAGGAAAAAGGUCAAGAAGACAAAGCACCAAAGGUCACCGAGGAGAUGGCUUAUGAGCAGCUGGUCAAUGGGCAGAAACUCCAAUGCUGCCAGGGACAUGCAAACUUAUAGACACGACUACCCAACUCUGGUGGACCCUGCACCUUGUCAAGAUUUCCGUAACCAUCCAAAUUUGCGAUUCUACAGAAAUGAAAUCCCAUCUCGACCUGACAAUAUGACCAUAGAGGAGUUUCAUAAUAACUGGUGGGGUGAUUACAAAAAGCUGGAGAGAGUCCAUUCAUACAUCCAGUGGCUGUUCCCACUGCGGGAGGAGGGUAUGAACUACCAAGCGCAUACCCUCACACAAGCCGAAAUAAAGGCCUUUGUUGCAGAUGAGGCUGCAAAAGAGAGACUGAGGACUUCAUAUGAGCUGAUGUUGGACUUUUAUGGAAUAAAACUGGUCAACGAUAAAACGGGGGAAGUGGAAAGAGCACAACACUGGGAAUCACGCUUUGACAAUCUCAAUUGGAAUACACACAACAACCUCCGCAUCACUCGUAUCCUGAAGUGUUUAGGCACGCUGGGAUUCAAACACUACCAGGUGCCCCUGGUACGCUUCUUUCUGAGGGAAACUCUGGUGAACAGACAGCUCGAAAAUGUGAAGAGCAGUGUUCUGGACUACUUCAUGUUCUCUGUCCUCGACAAAGCACAGCGCAGAAAACUGAUUCAAGAAGCCUUCACAAUGUUCGAGAAGACCAAAAGAGGCACAGAAAAGUUUCUGUGGUGCCCCAAGUGGGUGCAGGAACAGUUCAAGAAAACCGAUACAAGCAGCAGGGACAGUGGGACUCUGUUGCGCAGAGCAGGGGUAGCUCCGUCCACUUCUGAAGGAGUAAAGCAAUGUGUGAAAAAGCCAGCCAACAGUCAUGCAAAAACGAAAGUUGACACAUCAGAACCUGAGCAAGGUGGUGAAGUCUCUGCAGAUAACACUAAAGAUGUUGACGAAGGAUCUGCUGGGAACGCAGACAACUCCAUUCAUGAAAUGGAGUCAGAAAAUGCCCCUAAUGGCAGCUCAGUUAGUGCACUUGCAAAUGAUGAGCAAGGCUCUCAGGAUGAGACAGGAAAUAAAACCAUACAAGAUGACAAAAGUGUUAAAGAACAGACAAACCAGGAAGUCAUGGCAGCAGGAUGUCCCAUUGCUCUUGAAAUAAAUAAAGUAGAAACAGGAAGUACUGAAAAUUCGCCCACUAAAGAUGACACCGCCACUGAGGGCAAGCCCAAAUCCACUGCAAUUGUCUCUGAUAAAGAAGUUCAAACUAACAUGCAGACAGAGAAGACACCCGUCACAGUUGAUGAUGGUGAAAAGGGGGAAAUAGAAACGCAAGCUGAGAAGUCAGGUGAGGGGUCAGACAGUGUGGUUGUUGGGGACACCAUUUCUACAACUCUGUAGUAAAGAGUAGUGGUCGCCCAUUACUAAGCACCCAGAAACUACCAAUGCAAGACAUAAUUGAAGGUUCUAAUGAAGAUCUGGGGUUAAAGACGAGUUUGUGAAGACAGCUUGAAAUAGGCUAUAGCCUACCUUUCAAGGCUGAGUAAUGAGAGCUGUAAUUGUGCAAUUACAUUUUACAAUACUGCAAUAGAUUUAGUCUAGUCACACCACUGACGCCUUCUUGUUGUAAAAUAAAUAACAAAAGUAUUGCUCAGGAAGUGUUAAUCUGUUACACUUUAAAGAUUUUCAUUUUUACUUAUAAGUACUGAUUUUUUAAAUGCUUCACAUUUAACAGUAAUUGAUCACCCAUUGUUCAUCUAUGCAUUUUUUCAAUGUCAAGAGAAUGCACACCAAAAAAAAAAAAAAAACAUUUGACAGUGCUGUUGUAUUGUACCUUCUUUUUUGAUGACUAAAUAUUGAGACCGAGUGUCUUGAAAUUCUAGUGUUAUGAAAAAAAUAAAUGAUUGAAUAUAUUUGUGUCAGUGUUCGUUAACAUUAUUACUCUUUAGGACAAGUUUCCCCUUGCAUCAUUGCUGUCUGCCACAUCUUGAGGUGUCAAUUAUAGAUUACAAGUGAGCAAUAUUAACUGAAAUUCCUAUGAUUUUCACUGUCAACAUAGUCAACUGAACUUUCAUAGUCCCUGGU
This is a messenger RNA of Engraulis encrasicolus (European anchovy), 2702 nucleotides long. RefSeq names its product opioid growth factor receptor-like protein 1. Bases 312 to 2018 code for a protein of 568 amino acids. The transcript has 8 exons. Gene Ontology annotation, molecular function: opioid growth factor receptor activity. Lineage: Eukaryota; Metazoa; Chordata; Actinopteri; Clupeiformes; Engraulidae. Gene Ontology annotation, cellular component: membrane. The record is from RefSeq and is a predicted model, not a curated record.